UCGCUAUGGGCGUGGGGGUCGUAAACGUCGUACUAUCGAUCGUCUUGACGUGUUUACAAUUUGUCGUACGAAAAGGCCAAAGAAUGAUAAGUUUAAAUAUGAUUCUGAUGAAAUGGAUGAUGUUUACAGCGGUGAUGAUUUAGAUUCCGAAGAAAUCGAGGAUGGUUCAAACAUGAGUGAUUAUACAAUUAGUACAAUUAAAUUUCAUUUUUUAAAAGACGAAGAUUAUCACAUUCUUGGUGUGCGUAAAAUGAAAGAUAAACAGAAUUCCCCGAGGCAAUGUACACGUGAUGAUGGUCAAGUCGGUAAUAAUAUGUCAACUCAGAACCAUUCACAGAACAAUGUUCAGGCGAACAUAGUUUCUCGGAGUUCUGUCUCAGCUUCACAAUCUAGACCGAAUUUGGAAGUUCGAUCAAACUCUGAACCACGAGCCGAAGGCUCGUCUUCAAGAGGGAAUACUGAUACACGAAUUUCAAUUGAGGAUUCAUCACGUCCAAAUAUAUUACCCAGAACCCCUACUGAUCAACGAACAGUCCGGCCUAAUUACGAUCCUAAUAUCACUCCAAGAACAG
Messenger RNA from Scutellospora calospora, 572 nucleotides. The record is from the annotation of a GenBank genome assembly. Lineage: Eukaryota; Fungi; Glomeromycota; Glomeromycetes; Diversisporales; Gigasporaceae.